Drepanopeziza brunnea f. sp. 'multigermtubi' MB_m1 is the source of this 309-nucleotide messenger RNA. RefSeq lists its product as uncharacterized. Gene Ontology annotation, molecular function: glutathione disulfide oxidoreductase activity. NCBI's taxonomy places the organism in Eukaryota, Fungi, Ascomycota, Leotiomycetes, Helotiales, Drepanopezizaceae. The record is from RefSeq and is a predicted model, not a curated record. Gene Ontology annotation, biological process: cellular response to oxidative stress. Gene Ontology annotation, cellular component: nucleus; cytoplasm.
AUGUCCGCCGCAAAGACCAAGGCUCAGCAGAUCAUCGACGAGAAUGCCGUCGCCGUGUUCAGCAAGUCCUACUGCCCGUACUGCAAAGCCACCAAGGCCCUCCUGACCGAGAUGGGCGCCAAGUACUAUACCAUUGAGCUUGACCAAGUCGAUGAUGGAUCUGCUAUCCAAGCCGCCCUGAAGGAAAUCAACGGCCAGACCUCCGUCCCUAACAUCUACAUCAAGCAGAAGCACAUUGGCGGCAACUCGGACUUGCAGGCUAUGAAGAGCACCCUCCCUAGCUUGCUGAAGGAGGCUUCGGCUAUGUGA